Filobasidium floriforme is the source of this 621-nucleotide messenger RNA. RefSeq lists its product as uncharacterized. Bases 1 to 621 code for a protein of 206 amino acids. The transcript is spliced from 2 exons. The record is from RefSeq and is a predicted model, not a curated record. Lineage: Eukaryota; Fungi; Basidiomycota; Tremellomycetes; Filobasidiales; Filobasidiaceae.
AUGACUUUCUUCAAGUCAGAAGGCAAACCCACCGAAAAAUGGAGUGUCAGCAUGGUCACGAGCUUCAUGAGAGUCCGCGAAAGACAGUUCGACGCCCUGCAGGAGGAACUGAAGAGGAAAUUCGAAGGCGCUGAGACCCUUGAACAAAAGGUCGCGUUGCAAUCGACCGAUUUGGCAAAGGACAUCGAGCAAGCCAUGCUGACAGAGUACAACUUCCAGAUGCCAGAAGCUCAUGGAAAAUGGUACGAAAUCCGUUGGUUCGAUUCUGGUGCCUCUUGGCGCGGAGAAGAUCUUUGGGUUUACGCACAGUUGCGCAUUGAAAUGAGGAGCCAGAGCGUUGCCGGUUCCUUUUCUCAAUUCCAUAUCGAAUCGCUCUCCAGGAAACCGCUAGGAUUCUGGUACAAGGACCCACCGAAAGGACUCGCCGAUCAACAGCGACCUCCACAUGAACAACCUCCUUAUUCUGGUUCAUCGGAACCGCCGGGCACAGUCUCUCAAAAUGUUCCAGACGACACGGCCAAUUCAGUGGGGCCCAGUGUAUCCAUUCCCCAGCCAUCUGUUGAAACGAAACACCCUCCUCCGAGCGGAAUGGGAGAAAGCGGCACUGUCUUCUCUACCUGA